UGCAGAAAUGCCUUAGAUUAGACAUAUCUUACCGGUCUUUUAUAAGGGCGAGCAGAUGCCAUUAUGGAAUCAGUGUGUAGUCGUCGAUCUACCAAUACUACGUUUGUAUUACUUCAACGCUUCAAUGGACACGGACAAAUCAUUCAACUUCGAUCAAAAUACCUAUAAAUAUUAUUACUCGCCACUCUCCCCUCAAGAAAAGAGUGAUAACAUCGUCAUUAAUAAUAAUACAUGUGAUGGUGGACAAAGAAAAUCGCAAUCGCAAUCGAUUGAACAUUUUUUUGAAGCUCAACCACAAAUAAAAAAGAGGAAGCUGUUAUCGUCAACCGUAGCACGAGCUACUAGAGAUGGUGUAUCAUACAUUUCUACUAAUUCUGACGACGGAGACUAAGCGACGCAUCUCAUAAAAAUUGAAAUGUACGAUAUGAAGAAGCUAUGCAAGAUUCCAACUACUGAUCAUUGGAAACAUGCUUCCACGAGGAUUAAAUAUUAUGGGAAGAAUAAUAAUAAGGAUAGCAUCUACGACAACACAAACACCCUCGUAUACAAUAUUACGAAAACAAUAGCAGAAAGUGAAAAAGUUAAAAAAAAACUUUUUUAACAAUGACAGUCAUUAGCAGAUCAUUAGUGAGUUCUGUUUAUUUAAAUUACUUCAUUCAUGCGUGAUUCUGUUUACUUAAAUUACUUCUGUGUGGUUUUGUAAAAGAUUUAAUAUGGGUUUAUAAAUAAAUAAAAAAUAAUAUAUUACA
Melitaea cinxia (Glanville fritillary) is the source of this 749-nucleotide messenger RNA. RefSeq lists its product as uncharacterized. NCBI's taxonomy places the organism in Eukaryota, Metazoa, Arthropoda, Insecta, Lepidoptera, Nymphalidae. The record is from RefSeq and is a predicted model, not a curated record. The transcript is spliced from 2 exons. The coding region runs from base 56 to 391 and encodes 111 amino acids.